This is a messenger RNA of Notolabrus celidotus (New Zealand spotty), 2190 nucleotides long. RefSeq names its product mucin-5AC-like. Bases 237 to 1700 code for a protein of 487 amino acids. The record is from RefSeq and is a predicted model, not a curated record. The transcript has 4 exons. NCBI's taxonomy places the organism in Eukaryota, Metazoa, Chordata, Actinopteri, Labriformes, Labridae.
AUUUCAAUUUACUCACAGGAGCUCAACUUCCUGCUUCUUCAUCUAAAGUGGAAAACUGCUCAGAACAUUAGGACAUACUCUACGCACCUGCCCUGCAGCUCAACCUUCAUCCUUGGGCCAGUGUCCCAGUCAGAAUGUCAGCGCUCUGAAGAUGUGAGGCUGAAAUGAACUGAACUCUGAUUUCAUUCUCAAGUCGUGCGUCUGUUCUACAAGCAGCAAGACUCUUUUAAAAAACGAUGAUGCAGCUCAGCAUGAGGGUGUCUCUUGUUUUGCUGUGGGGGAUACUUUGUUGGCUAACCCCGGAGUCCAUGAGUGCUCCAACCCCAGAAAACAACACAAUUUACCAGACAGCUGAACAUAAUGAAUCACAGACUCCAACCAUCAGUCCAACCCACAAACCAGCAGAAGGUGGUGCUGCUACAACGGGGGUGAUGAACAAGGCAACCGUCCCUCACAGCAGCUCAGGGAAUGGAACUACGCAGUUAGUUGUGACAGAGAUGGCAACAACAACAACAACAAGCAGCUCAGGUGGAGGCUUGCUUCACACGUCUGCUGCAGUGCUCACAACUGAGGUAAAGCCUGUAAGCAGCACGACAAUCACAGGAACAGCAAAACCCACAGGUGACAAGCUACGUCAGCAAUCACCCACCCCUUCUACCAACACGACGGCCCCAUCGGCAACCUUUGCAGCAUCCUCAGCAACAAGUGCUACUGCAACCAAGCCUACAUCCACCAGGAUGCCUGAAGUGACAUCCACCGUCUCUGAGGCCUUUUCUAAUAAAACGUCAGUCUACACCAGAACCCAAAGCAGUCCUCAAGCUUCUACUGCACCCGCAACAACAGAGAACGCCACCUCUAGUGCAGCAACUGUGCUUCCCUCCACAAUUCAAGAGAAAUCCACCGCUAAAACUGGACCUCCAACCACGACCCAGCCUGUUUCUAUAACAAGAACCCACAACUCAUCCUCAGAGCUCACUACACCUUCCACUGGACUUCCAAACACGACCCAGCCUGUUUCUACAGCAAGAACCCACAACUCAUCCUCAGAGCUCACUACACCUUCCACUGGACUUCCAAACACGACCCAGCCUGUUUCUACAGCAAGAACCCACAACUCAUCCUCAGAGCUCACUGCACCUUCCACUGGACCUCCAAACACGACCCAGCCUGUUUCUACAGCAAGAACCCACAACUCAUCCUCAGAGCUCACUACACCUUCAACUGGGCCUACAACCAACUCCUUCUCCACCAACACGACUGACAACUCCACCUCUCCUGCAAUAAUCGGAAUCCCUCAUGGAUCCAAUACAUUACCAGCCACGACUAAAUCAACAAAAACAGCCUCAAAGAGUCCACCCAGCACUGUUACCAAGCCCUGCUCCACCUUAGGCGUGGUGAAGCACUGCCUCAUCGCCAUUGCCUCCCUGGCUGGGUUGGCCACCAUCUUCAUGGUCACCACCAUCGUCCUCUGCACCAAGCUGUCUGCGAGGAAGUACAAGAUGAGGAGAUCUCAACCAGCCACAGAGAUGAUGUGCAUCUCCUCCCUGCUGCCUGAAAGGAACUAUACCUACACCAGGCAACGCAACCCUGUGAGCAACGGGGUGCUGGUGAUGCACACGAGUGAAGACAGUGAUGAGGAAGAAGGAGGAGAUAACGUCACUCUCAGCAGCUUUCUUCCAGAUAAUGAUCGUUAUGUGUAGAUGGAAGUUUUAAUUCACUGUCACAUCAACAGUUGCUUUUUGAUGACAAUCAUUCUUCCUGUAUUUGUUGGCGGUUUGGCAUCAGUGCAACGCCCUAUUCCUGCAGAGGAAGAGACACAGAAACCACGAACACACACACACACACAAAGCCAACAGUGUGUGAGAUCUGGUUGACAAAUGUGGGUCUCAGGCAGGAGAAGAGACUUUUUUGCAAAACUUUACCUCCUGGGGAGACUCAGAAAGAGCACAGGGAUCAAAGAUUUUCUUUUUUUAACAUCCUGAGCUGGACUCUGAUGGUUUUUCACUCAGCGACAGGAGACAGGAAGGCUUGUUUAGUCAGGGGGAUUACUGUUCUUCAAAGACUGCUCGUUUUACAAGAGCUGCUCUGGUAGCACAAAGGCUUAAUAUGUGUAAACGCUGUAAUAUCAACAAUAAUGUUAUUUAAUGUGAAUGUGUUUCUAUGUGAGAUAAAGUUUCCGUUUUGUGAUCA